This is a messenger RNA of Thunnus maccoyii (southern bluefin tuna), 4339 nucleotides long. RefSeq lists its product as uncharacterized. The record is from RefSeq and is a predicted model, not a curated record. The coding region runs from base 1580 to 2323 and encodes 247 amino acids. The transcript is spliced from 2 exons. NCBI's taxonomy places the organism in Eukaryota, Metazoa, Chordata, Actinopteri, Scombriformes, Scombridae.
CUUCCUCAGACCUGGUGUCAACCAUCGGACUCCAGCAGGCUGCAGCCUGAAAGGAGGAGGGGGGUCAGAGCAGCACGUUCUCUUUCAGCAUGCAAACAUGGACAUGAUAUUACUGCUGCUCCAUUAUGGCAAAAACCAUAAUCACGAUUAUUUAACACGAUUACUCGUUGACUUUGGAAACAUCGUGCAUCUAUUUAAAAAAAACAACUUGUCUUUUUAACCGUGGAUUUCCUUGAACAAUAACAGAUGCAGACCAGGGUUAGACGCUAGACUUUUCUGACGGCCAACAUGUCCGUUAAUAUUCCAGAAUUCCGGCCAUAUAGAACAACUAGCGGACAUAUGUUUAAAUAGCCAUAUAAUAUCCUACAUUUAUACAGCAAUAAAGCACAAAAACACAAACUGUGAUCCAACAAAUGUAUUUUAGUCAGCAGAAUGAACUCUUCACACACUUUGUGAACUGAGCAUAUAAGCAACAAUAAUAAAAUAAAACUAAUAUCCUUGCUGUUGGUAAUUGAAUGCAGCCAUGUUGGCAGCCUGCAGCUGCAGCUCCACCACCUCCACCUGCCGCCGUCUCCCUGAGCCGCCUCUCACCGGGGCCCUACGGGGAAAAUUAAACCUCCUACUGAUCAAUUACAUGUUAUUUAACCGUGGAGCUCCGGGCUGAUCCGUUUGUUUCACUGUGUCAGUGCUGGAUGUAACGUUACCUGAGAGAAAACCGUCAGACUUUUCAGAGUCAUAACAGAGUCGUAACAGUGGAGGCAAAACCAAACUUUUAAUAAUAUAAGUUUAUAUUUAAGUUGUCUUGGCAACAUAUCUCAUAGGUCUCACAAUAUUAUGACAUUUGACUGUUAAAUUCAGACACAUUCAUGCUGUGAGGAAGACUCCGCUCUGUCUGUCUCACUGCGCUGGAUUUAUAACACAAGACAAAACCAGAGCAUCAUUGUGAAGCAGAAUGUGGCAGAAUAAUCGAUUUAUCUCGAUUAUCUUGUUUUCAUAAUCGUUGGAAGACAAAAUAAAACUUGAUUAAUCGAGCAGCCCUAUGACAUCACUGAUCCUGAUCAUACUGAGGUGCUUUGCUGUUGCUAGGCAACACACCUGUCAAUCACCUGAGUGCAGGUGAGCUACACAUGACGACUAUCAACAGCAGCUACAUUCAGCCAAUCAGAAACAGGCGUCUCAAAGUCAAAUCAUGUUGACAAUGACACUUUUUCUGGUUAUAUCUUAUGUUACUCUUACCUACCUUCCAUAGCCCCUAUUGUUCUCCAUGCUCUCUUGUAUUGUUAUUGUUUAUUUAUUUAUGUGUUUGCUAUGAUUGUAUAGUUUGUGUAAAUAUGCUUCAGCAACGUUCAGCAGCGUUUUUAUAUGUAAAAAACUGGAGGGGCACCAACUACUUCAAUAGACAGGCUACAUACCAGGAAAACUACAGUACUUGACCUUGAUACUGAUGUGUUUUUAACAUGUUCUGGAUCCACAAAACACUUUUAACAACAAAGUGGCUUCUAGCAGGUCUGUACACAAAUACAGAGGAAGAGAGAGAGAGAGAGAGAGAGAGUGUUUGUCCCUGCAGGAAGUAGAGCUCAUGGAACUGAAGGAGCUGCUGCUCUCCAACCAGACAUCCACUGAGUCCACACAGCAGCUCAAAGACCAAUACAGCCAGAUGAGGAAUGUGUUGAAGACCUCCCUGCAGGAGCUGAGAGGAGAGGUCCAGGAGCUGCAGCAGGACAGACAGGCUACAGGGAGAAAAUUCACUGCUAUGAGAGAGGAACUGCUCCUGAGAGAGCAAACCAUCCUCAGCCUGAAGGAGCAGCUGCAGAGUCUCAGAGCAAACCAACGAGAACCCUCCAUCACCACCAACAGCUCCCCUCACUCUGAACCACAGCCCUCUACCUCCACCUCCACCUCCACCCCGACUGACACCAGGUCAUCACAACGACCUGCAGUAACGCCCACCCCCACCCUCUCUACCACAGACUCACAAAGGGAGGCCACUACCAGCAGGCCUAGCAAAACAUCUGGAGAGGUAAAGAUAACCAGUGAUGCUGACAUUGUGAUCCUAAUAGACUCAAAUGGGAAACGUGUUAAAGAGGACCAGCUUUUUCCUGCUCACAAAGUUAAUAAAUUCUGGUGCUCCAGGACUGAUAACGCCCUCCAGCUGCUCACUGAGUCCACCUUGGGUCAACCUAGCCACAUUAUCAUCCACACAGGUAGUAAUGACCUGAGACUACAGCAGGGGAGGGUAGCAGAGUCUAUGAAGAGAGUAGCACAGAGAGCUACACAGACCUUCCCCUCUUCCAAGAUCAUUAUCUCCACCAUCCUCCCAUGAAGAGACUUCCAUCCUGACACCAUCCAGAGGAUAAACACUGAUAUCUCCCGUGGACAGUGCUGGAAUGUAACGCAGUACAAAUACUUCCUUUAUGUACUUAAGUACAUUUUUCACGUAUCUGUACUUUACUUAAGUAAAAAAUAUAGAGCAUACUUUUGACUUUUACUCCAUUACAUUUUGCAGCUAUUAUCUGUACUUUCUACUCCAGUACAUUUCUAAAAUGCACCUCGUUACAUUUUAUGAUUGAUCAGUCAUCAAAAUGCCUCGGAGGUUUAAACCAAUCAGGUGCUGCUAUCCCGGCCUCCAAUGACAGCAGAGCACGCAUUUGGAAGCAGCAGUUGUGAUUUGAACAUUCAAUAUGGACCCAGAGACUGAGCCCCCUGAGUCCAGCCACCCUUGGCCCUAUUUGAAGGAAAUGUUUAAAUAUAUAAGCUCCAGGAAUCAACUGUCUGCCUCAAAGAAAACAACUACUGGCUUUCAAAAAUUCACCUUCAAAUCUAAAGAAACACAUUGAGGUGAGCAGAGCUCUUGCUAUGCUAAGUUAUUUUCUCAGGCUUAUACAUGUUAGCCAAGGUUAUAUUAGUUUAGUUUACUGACAUCAUGUUAUGAAUGCUCUAAUCUAGUGAAGUACAUGUUAAUAUACAGCAGUCGCCAGAAAAGACAACGGUGCUUUCAUUAUUUAGCUAACUUCCAUGGGAAGGUAAGGUGGUAAGUUAGGUUAGCUUGUCAUACAUGCUAGCUGGACGUCAUUUACAAUGUAAUAUAGGGUCUAGCUUUUCUAGGUUGUGAAAUUAGUAUUAAUGGACAAGUUUGCACUUGCACAUUGCCUAGAUAGUGCAGGUCAAAUUAGUCUAAAACACUUAAGUGAACGUUAUUUACCGCAGGCAUAAGCUUGUUUGUUUUACAUUAGCCGUGUAGCGGUCACGAUUAAAAGGUUCACGUUUAAUAUGGAUCGGUUCCAAGAGUGUUGGUGGGGGGGCUGUGAGUUUACAGACCAGCACUGUCCAGUCUGUUAAUGUGAAACACUGCUGUGUAUUUUCUUCUGAGCUCUUUAGCAGAGAAAGUUGUGGUAAGUCUGAGCCCACAACGUUAAACAUCACUCCUCUCCUUCGUUGGUUUUCCAGACAGACUGAAAGCCACACCGCCAUCUACUGUCUGUAUCGGAGUAUAUAACACCAGAAUUUAACCAGAUUUGAAGAUAUAACCGUCUUCUUUAUUGGUUCUGCCUAAUGAUAUUAGAAAAUGCAGAUGUUACUACUAGUAAUUCUUAUACCUCUGCAGAUGCCAUUAGUAAUACUUACCAGCAACAACUUUUGUUUAUUGUAAAGGUUAGCGUACUUAUGCUUACCCUCUGUGAUACAUUUCACGCUCUAAUUUAUAAUUCUGUAGAUUAUAUGUUACCUAACAGGGUAACGCAGCUCCAUACUAUGUUUUUUAUUGAAAUACAGGCCUGGACAUUAAGAGACAACCCAUUGUUGAGCUUCAGUACUUCCUCCACCACUGCCCGUGGAUGUGCCCUCAUGGCAAAUGUCCACCUCCAGCCUCUUGCAACAUGACAUCCUCACCACCCCUGGGCCACCGAUGAGGCAGCAACCCCGCAGAAUGGCCAGAGACAAACAGAUUGCUGCAGACCAACAGAUGCAGCAGAGCCUGGGGGCAGGCAUAGCUCAGCCCAGCAACAGCAGCUGGGCCGCACCAAUUGUGAUGGUGUGGAAGAAGGACCAGAGCCCACGCCUGUGUGUGGACUACAGGCCCCUGAACAAGCGGACUAUUAAAGACGCCUAUCCCCUGCCACGUAUCCAGGACAUGUUGGACACCCUGUCUACCGCCAAGUACUUCAGCACGCUGGACUUGACAUCAGGAUACUGGCAGGUGGAAAUGACACCCAGGGCCCGCAAAGCCACCACUUUCUGUACCCGGAAGGGACUUUUUGAGUGGAAUGUGAUGCCUUUUGGACUCUGUAAUGCGCCGGCCACAUUCCAGCAGCUUAUGGACCGUGUCCUGGUCGGACUACAA